AUGAACUUCGUCAAGAAAAAUCCUAUCAAUACGAAUGUAACAUCGACAGACGUAAGUGUGGACACUGAAGAUAAUUAUUUGAAUAUUACAGAAUUGAUAAAGAAGAAUAAUUACACGUCAGAGGAAUAUACAGUAAUAACCAACGAUGGCUAUAGAUUAAAAAUGUUUCGAAUACCUGGACAUGGCCCUGUCGUUUUUGUUAUGCAUGGGUUACUUUGUAGUGCAGAUGACUUAGUAACACCUGGUGUCAACGCUGGAAUAGCGUUUCUAUUAGCGCAAAAGGGAUACGACGUGUGGAUGGGAAAUGCCCGAGGUACUAAACACUCCCGGUCUAACAUAUACACUAGUCCAUCUGAGAAACAAUUUUGGGACUUCAGUUUUCAUGAAAUAGGAUUCAUAGAUCUACCUACUAUGAUUGAUUUUGUUCUUGAAAAAACCCAAAGAAAAACGUUGACAUACAUUGGACACUCUCAAGGAACUACGGCUUUCUAUGUUAUGUGUUCAUUGUUACCAGAGUAUAAUGAAAAAAUCAAUCUCAUGAUUUCACUAUCGUCUGUAGCCUGGAUGUCUAACAUAAUAUCUCCGAUACGUUACGGAGUACCGAUAUUUGAGGAAGUACAUGAACUUUUCAAGAUACUGGACAUACACGAGAUAUUUCCAGACUCCCCUCUAGUAAAACUAUAUCAGAAGGCUUUUUGCAAACAUAACUUAGGUGCGUUUAUUUUUUGUCAACAAUUUGCGUCUGUCAUGGGAGGCUCUAAUAUUGAGCAAACCAAUUUUGAACAUUUAUCAGUUAUUUAUAACCAUUUUCCUGCUGGAUCCUCUGUUAAACAAUACGUCCACUACGCCCAGCUGGUGAGGUCUGGUUAUUUCCGACAGUACGAUUACAAACUCUUAAAUUUACAAAAAUAUGGUACACAUGCGCCACCAUCGUAUCCUGUAGAAAAGAUAACUGCGCCCAUUGCUAUAUUUUAUGGAAAAGGAGACUUGCUUUCAGAGUUAGUUGAUGUCAAAAAGUUGACUUCUAAACUGCCUAAUUUUAUUGAACUAUACACAGUUGAAGAUACUAAUUUUAGCCACUUCGAUUUUAUAUAUGCAAGAGAUAUAGGCACCCUAGUUUUUCCUAAGAUCUUGUCCUUAUUAGGGAAAUUUUCGAAAUAG
Messenger RNA from Leptosia nina, 1161 nucleotides. Lineage: Eukaryota; Metazoa; Arthropoda; Insecta; Lepidoptera; Pieridae. The record is from the annotation of a GenBank genome assembly.